CUGUUUCCGUGUGGGACUGGAUGGGAGGGAGCAGCAGCCUCAGUACCAGGCACAGCUCCGCUCUCCCUCACUGCUGCUGACUGGAGCUGGAUAGACUCACCGAGGAGGAGGCUGCCACCGUCACCGCUGCUCCUGCUGCUGCUCCUGCCUUUUGUCGCACAGGGACGCUUCCCGAGCCGCGAGGAUAUUCUUCCUUUUUUUCCCCCAUCAUUUUCCCCCUUUUUCUCGAGAAGACACAGGGAUUUCGAAGUGGGGAAUUAGCAGAGACGGCCGCACCGAUGUACCCACGACACGAGGGCAGCGGGCUGCUUGUGCUGGCGGUCUUAGCCGGACUGCAGAUUGCAGCGGAGUGCAGGGGCACCACACCAUGCAGGCCUGGCUUCUCUGAAGAUGUAUACAAGGUUGUGGUGCCAGAUAUCACAGAGAAAGGACAGCCCCUUUUCAACGUGAGGUUUCUUGACUGUGGCCGAAGUGGUCUGGUGCGCUUUGAAUGCAGUAACCCCUCCGACUUCCGGAUAGAGGCUGACGGAGUCGUUUAUGCUGCCAGGAGUCUUCAGCCCUCUACGCUCCCUGCAUCGCCGCUGCUGAUCAAGGCCAGCGACUCCACCACGCAGGAGCAAUGGGUGACCCAAGUCAGGCUGACACCCACCGCUGCAUCCAGCCAGCAGGUCCAGGAAGUUGCUGUCCCUCCAGUCAUGUCCAAGGAUUCCAAGGAAAUAGUAUUUCCAUCACGACACACGGACAGCCAACUCAAACGCAUGAAGAGAGACUGGGUCAUCCCCCCAAUCAAUGUCCCAGAGAACUCACGAGGCCCUUUUCCGCAAGAGCUUGUCCGGAUUCGGUCGGACCAUGACAAGAACCGCUCCCUCAGAUACAGUGUGACAGGCCCCGGAGCCGACCAGCCCCCAACCGGCAUGUUCAUCAUCGACCCCAUCUCUGGGGAGCUGUCUGUCAACAAGCCCCUGGAUCGGGAGCACAUCUCCAACUUCCACCUGAGAGCUCAUGCAGUGGACCUCAACGGCAACCAGGUAGAAAACCCUAUCGACAUUGUGAUCAAUGUGAUCGACAUGAACGACAACAGACCCGAGUUCACCCAUCAGAUCUGGAACGGCAGUGUUCCGGAGGGUUCCAAGCCAGGAACAUUUGUUAUGACAGUAACAUCUGUCGACAAAGACGACCCCAAAACGAACAAUGGGAUGCUGCGCUACAAGAUCCUGUCUCAGAAUCCAGAGAGUCCGACCUCCAAUAUGUUCACCAUCAACAACCAAACAGGAGGCAUCAUCACGGUGGCGGCAGGCCUGGACCGAGAGAAAGUGCCCCAGUACACACUCAUCAUCCAGGCCACUGACAUGGAGGGCAACCCCAUGUACGGCCUCUCCAACACAGCCACGGCUCUCAUCAGAGUCACCGACGUUAACGACAACCCGCCAGAGUUUACUGCUGAGACGUUCUUCGGCGAGGUGCCUGAAAACCGUGUGAAUGUCAUUGUGGCCAACCUGACGGUGACUGACAAGGACCAGCCCAACACACCGGCCUGGAAUGCUGUCUACAAAAUCACCGGGGGCGACCCCACUGGCAGGUUCUCUGUGCCCACUGAUCCGACCACUAACGAGGGCCUGGUGACGGUCGUCAAGCCUAUCGACUAUGAAAUCAGCAGGACAUAUGUGCUGACAGUGGAAGCAAGGAACGAGGUCCCUCUGGCCAGAGGCAUCCACUCUCCUCGUCAGUCCACCGCCACUGUGUCCAUCAGAGUGAUAGAUGUCAACGAGAGCCCCUACUUUGAGCCCAACCCCAAACUGACCAAACUCGAAGAGGGAAUGAUGCCAGAGUCGACUCUGACAACCUUCACCGCGCAGGAUCCCGAUCGCUUCAUGCAGCAAAGCAUCAGAUACUCCAAGCUCUCAGAUCCAGCCGGCUGGUUAAGGAUUGACCCCAACACCGGCCGUAUCACAACAAUUGCCGUUUUGGACCGAGAGUCGCCCUUUGUGAAGAACAGUUUAUAUAAUGCAACGUUCCUGGCCACUGACAAUGGAGUCCCUCCAGCAAGUGGAACAGGCACUCUCCAGAUCUUCCUGAUGGAUAUCAACGACAACGCUCCCAAGGUGUUCCCCCACGAGGCGGAGAUAUGCCAAAAGCCAGAGCCAAACGCCAUCAACAUCACCGCACUUGACGGAGACCUUAACCCGAAUGCGGGGCCCUUCGCCUUUGAGUUAGCCCACAGGCCGACUGACGUCCGGAGAAACUGGACCAUCACAAGAAUCAGCGGUGACUACGCUCAGAUGAGCCUGAAGAUCGGCUUCCUUGAAAGUGGCAUCUACGAGAUCCCCAUCAUCAUCACAGACUCGGGCAACCUGCCCAUGUCCAACACCUCCUACCUGCGGAUCAAAGUGUGCCAGUGUGACGUCAACGGCGACUGCACCGACCAGCAGCACAUCAUGGCCGCCGGCCUGGGCACAGGCGCCAUCAUAUCCAUCCUCCUCUGUAUCAUCAUCCUCCUCAUUCUCGUGCUGCUGUUCGUUGUGUGGAUGAAACGCCGCGACAAGGAGCGUCAGGCCAAGCAGCUCCUCAUCGAUCCCGAGGACGAUGUGAGGGACAACAUUCUCAAGUAUGACGAGGAAGGUGGAGGAGAGGAGGAUCAGGAUUAUGAUCUCAGUCAGCUCCAGCAGCCGGACACGAUAGAGCCUGAUGCCAUCAAGCCGGUGGGAAUCCGCCGUCUAGACGAGAGACCCCUCCACCCCGAGCCACAGUAUCCCAUGAGGUCAGCAGCACCCCACCCUGGAGACAUCGGAGACUUCAUCAAUGAGGGACUCAAGGCGGCAGACAACGACCCCACCGCUCCUCCCUACGACUCCCUGCUCGUGUUCGACUACGAGGGCAGCGGCUCCACGGCCGGCUCCCUAAGUUCCCUCAACUCCUCCAGCAGCGGGGGCGACCAGGACUACGAUUACCUCAACGACUGGGGCCCUCGCUUUAGAAAACUGGCAGACAUGUAUGGUGGAAGUGAUGACUAAGGACAUGCAGCCGCUCCUUGAAGGAUGAAAAGAUGAAAAAAAAAAAAUGAAGAAAAGGAGUGAUUUCCUGUUGAUGGACAUCUACAGCUUCUGAUAUUCCCCAGAGAGAGAGAGAGAGAGAUAGAGAGAGAGAGAGAGAGUGACGGAACUAUGACAGAAACAAAACAAAAAAAAAUAAAAAUAAACAAUGAUUCAGAAAAAUGUUUUCAAAAUCUACCAACCUAGGCUUAUUGUUGUAGUCUACGCAUACAUAUGCUUGUUGAAAGCUUAGGCAUAGGCUGUGGUCCCGUGACGGAGGCUGUGGUCGGGAGCACAGGUGGAUUGUCACCACUCGGAUUGUUGGUAUUGAAUGCGCUCAGUUACACUUGAAUUUCACAGUACAGAAGCACUGGGAUAUAAUGUGCCUUUUUGUACAUUUUUUUUGGAUCUAAAUGAUUAGUUUUAUGUUCAAGGCUUUAAUGGUACUGACUUUUGGAGUGAUUUCAAACGUAUGUUACACUCUGGUAUGCUUCUACAUGCUUUUUUCCUUUGGUUACACAAUGCUCCUGCUUGUUGACGAUUAUUUAAAUAGACUGCAAAGAAAAUGAAGGAUCAUCGGUUAGGUUGGACGGAGAGAAAAACAAUUAAGAGCAGCACUGUACAGAACGCUAGACUUCUUGACUUUUUCACUAAAAAUUAAAAUUAUGCAGCUGGUUGCAAAUAAAGGGAGUUAUGAAUAAUACUUUUGUAGCAGGUUUUUUUUUCCUAUUUUUUUUGAGGUGAUGUAGUAUUUUACAAAAACAAAAAAAAAAAUCUGUUUUGGUCUAAUCUAUGUACACUUCAUUUGCCUUAGUCAUCAUCUGAUAUUUUCAAGUUUUACUUCACUGUAAAAAGAUGUGUGUACAUAAUGUUUUUUUUUUCUUUAUCUCUUUUUUUUCUUUUUGAUGUAGUAUAUGAAGAAGUGCAAAAAGUUCCAAACUUGUAAAUGUAUAAUUUGGACAACAAAUUCAAAGUUUUUUGCAUGUUUUUAUCAACAAAAAUGAAAAAUGUUGUUUCCCAAAUUUAUUUACAAAGUGAAAAAAAAAAUAAAAAAUCUGGGUGACAUUAAAUGUGUAGAAGUUAAGAGCGUUUUUUUGUAUAAAACAAGAAAAAAAAAACACUGAUAAAAAUGGAAAAGUAGUGAUCUUGUCAGCACAACUGUUGAAUUUGUACCAAAAAGGGGGUGUGGGGGGAUGACAAUGCUAGACAUUAAUUAAUGAAUCAGCUUUAAGACUGGAAAAGGUUUUGGACUUCAGCCUUGUGGAUAACAUGUGUACUGGAAAAACAAAUUAUACAUCUCUGACCCCAACCAUCCAAUAAAAUGCUAACUUUGGAGCUAAAA
This is a messenger RNA of Hippoglossus stenolepis (Pacific halibut), 4371 nucleotides long. RefSeq names its product cadherin 2, type 1, N-cadherin (neuronal) (gene cdh2). The record is from RefSeq and is a predicted model, not a curated record. The transcript is spliced from 16 exons. Gene Ontology annotation, molecular function: calcium ion binding; cadherin binding. Gene Ontology annotation, biological process: cell-cell junction assembly; calcium-dependent cell-cell adhesion; synapse assembly. Gene Ontology annotation, cellular component: apical part of cell; presynaptic active zone membrane; intercalated disc. The coding region runs from base 279 to 3011 and encodes 910 amino acids. NCBI's taxonomy places the organism in Eukaryota, Metazoa, Chordata, Actinopteri, Pleuronectiformes, Pleuronectidae.